AUGCCAACAUAUCACGCUGUCGGCAUCACUGUAAGUCUCGCUGUUGCAGACCUGAAGGCAACAUGUUCGAACGUCGUCGACAAACGCAUGGGCCCGAAGCAGCGUGAAGAUGCGGACCGGAUCUACGAUAUCUUCAGCCAUGGCCGCACACUUACAGAAAGCCCUAUUGGCGUGGAUGGCAGCACGAAAGGGGUUAUGCAGUUCAUUGGCACGAACGAUGAUUUGCCUUUCUUCUUGGUCGAAGCUGGAGAUGGCGUGCUGAGCGUACCUGCCAUCGAUCCGCAACUUAUGGCAACACAAGACAAGGCUUCGAAGACGGAGCCUGACACCGAUGAUUCGCCUCUUACUUCCCUGGGCGCGACUCCGACUAAUGCCAACGUUUCCUUAUCGAAUAUCCAACAUUCAGUCGCUACGUCACUUCCAGUCUCGGCAAAGGAGCGUGGCAAGAAAGCGCAGAACAACGAGCACGACAAAUCUCUGACAUUCGCGAGCUUCGAUCGUGCGCGUGGUCUCCUCGAUGCGCCAAAUGGUCCAAAAGCCUUGAGUCUGACGGUGCAGAUCAGCGACAGGUCGUACCUUCCCACGACCACCGAGAGAGGCAGGAACGUCAGUCAGGAUUUGAAGGUGGAGAUCUUCCUGAACGGUCAGCUUGUCGGCCUCAGCUUCAUCAAUCCUCGCGGUGCAGCGGUCGAGCUCAAGAACGACAGGGUGCGCUAUCACGGUACGAGAGUGCAUCGACAACUGGAGAAGCCAUGGAUCUACGAUAACGCACGCGAAGGAGAGUCUGCUGAGGUCCGCUGGGACAACGUUAGUCGCAAGCUCGAUGAUGAAGCGCAGGCGCGAGGGCAUAAUCGGUGGGGCGACUUCUCAGCGUCCGCUGAAUUUCUCCUGGCUCUGUCGCAGAGAGAGCUGCCGGAGCGCCUUCGAGGUAAUAAUGGCAUCGCGAUUAUCGACAUCAUCAUCACUGCUGGUAACGGCAGGAAGUAUGGCCCAGACACAAGCUAUAUACGGGUGCCCACCCGUAUGGACGAUUCAACCCACGCAGCUGCGCACGGAGAGCCUCGAGUCGAUGAAUUGGAAGAUGCUGACACGCUGUUUGGCAUUCGCCUGCCAACACGAAGUCCUUACCAGAGCUUUGCGUCCGCCGUUCAGCCACACGUGACAUUGCCACAAAGCUCUCCGGAAGUACCUCUUAUGCGCCAGCGCUCGGCAGCACUCCUCCCGCAGACGCCAACGAAGCGAAAGCAGAAAGUCGACCUAGGCGACCUCACGCUAGACGGCAUCGACCUUGACGCUAAAGUCUCUCCGUUCGAGAACUCGCGUCGCAAAGCUGGUCAACAGCGCAAUCUGCGCCAACGACUUCGGGACAUUUCGCAAAUGAAUGCGAAGAAUAAGGCGAAAGCUCUGGAAGCUCUCAGCGAGGAACUUGACGAAGAUCAGCUAGAGCUGGUCAAGAAAACCUUUGCGGAAGAUAUAGAUGAAGAUAUGGAACCUUCGCCUUCCAAGAGAGCUCGGCUAGAUCCUAGCUGCGGCCUCACCCUGGACCACCAGUACGGCUUGAAUAUGCUUGCUGAUGCUGCCAUGUCUCAAGAUGGCACCCUCAAUUCAAUGCAGCUCUGGCGCAGUACUCCAGCACCGCGAGUGCAGCACCCAGCUGACCCUUUCACAGCCAACAUCGACUAUGACGCUGAGGCGCGCUUGACGCAGGACCGUAUGAACAUGGCGCUCGAAGCUGGCGCGGGCUUCAGUGGUCCCCUGAUGCGCCAUCUCGCCGCUACAUCUCCGCGCUCCACGCCGGAGAAGAGGACGAAUGCCGGAUCUCUUGCCAAGUCACCAUGCAAAGUACCUGUCAAAGCCACCCCACGCAACAAGGCAGUCAAGACUCCUACGCCACAGCGCAGCACCUACCGACCAGACGAGUUCGGCUCACCAAUUCCCAUUGAUCCGGUGCUCACUGCCAGUGCUCGACAGCGCGCUACCCCACAGAGACGAAACAAAGACGAAUCCCCAAGCAAAAAAUUCGGGUUAGGGUCCGACAGAACCCGUAAAGCUUGGUAUCCCAACGAGAUCUCGGCCGAUCAGGCCUUCGAGGACUUCGAGAUCCCGGACUUGUGUAAGGGCAGUGUUGUAACGUACUCGGAGGAUCUGGAAAUGAAGAGGCAGAUUGGGAAGGCGAGGGGUGGGGAGUUUUUAGAGAAGAGUGUGGUUGUUGGUAUGAGGUUUGUUGUGGUUUGA
Messenger RNA from Recurvomyces mirabilis, 2235 nucleotides. RefSeq lists its product as uncharacterized. NCBI's taxonomy places the organism in Eukaryota, Fungi, Ascomycota, Dothideomycetes, Mycosphaerellales, Teratosphaeriaceae. The record is from RefSeq and is a predicted model, not a curated record. The transcript has a single exon. The coding region runs from base 1 to 2235 and encodes 744 amino acids.